GCGCCUCUCUGUCUCUCUCACAUCCUCUCCUUAAUAAAGUUGUCGUUUUCUUGAUCCUAUUGUCUCCACGGUUUUGUUUCAACCUAUAGUUCUUCAAUCCAACGUAGACACAUGGUUCUUACAAAUCAGACCACCAUUUUCUGGUUAGAGGAACCUGGUCACUGGAAUCAGAUUUGGAUACACUUUCUUCCUUUUUAAUUCCUUCUUCAUUGCUUGCCACCACCUUCACCAAAACUUAGCCACUACCUCACUUCCUCUCCCCGCUAUCUCUUCAUCCAAAACACACCCUAAUUAAAACCCUUCACUAUUCAUAUAACUCACUAACAAUUUUUUUCACACCCCCCCCAGUCCAUUUUUUUUCCUCUCUAUAUAUUUCCUUCAUUCCUUCUCAUUAAACAAACCAACCAAAAAAAUUUCAACUCCUUACAUUAUCAUGAAACGAAACUUUAACUUUACAUCUACAAUAUAUCCUACAGAAGACUAUGACUUCAUUGGGAACGAGAGUUGCAUCGACUUUCAAUCCGAAAAUGAUGUCUUUAACAUUGAUCAUCAGAAUACUCUAACUUCUUCCACGGACAAGAAGAUUACAAGGUGCAUUAGAUAUAAGGAUAAGAAGAGAGAGUUUCCUCCUCCUAUACAUUGUCUAGCUCAAAUAGAAAACCACGCUUCGCUCAUGCGAUAUGCUUUAACAAGGUACUAUACUAAUGAGGGAAGGUUGAUCAUCAAGGAAGAGAAGUUGCAUCAUGAGUAUAUUCAAUCACACAGAGAGAAUGGUAGACUCACCUUGCAGCUUGUUUCACUAGACAAUGAGGAUGAUGAGGAAGAGGAACAAGAUGAACAAGAAGAAGAAUUAGCAUCAUUGCCAACUAGUCCACAAGAUAUUAACAAUGUUACUUUUGAUCAAAGUGUUGUUAUUAAUGAUGGUUUUGAAGAAAAAGAAGAAGAAAACAAGGACAACACUCAAAAGAGUGUUAGUAUUAGUGAUGAGGUUGUUGUGGAAAAUGAGAAUGAGAUAGUAGGGGGUGCAAAUAGCAGGGGAAAUUGUUUGAAUUGCAAUAGUAUGAUAUCAGCUCCUUCGGGUAUUUUUGGGGUAUUGCCACUGCAUCCUCUGAGAAUAGUUCGUGGUUGAUUUUUUAAACUAAUUUCUUAUUUGUUAGUUAAAUUCAUUAAGCUUUUAGACCCUUUAAUUUGAUGGCUAGGGAUGAUUGUAGUUCUUGGCAAUGUAGUUCUAUUUCUUUUUAGUUCUUCCUUUCUAAGUAUAAUCAAUUUUAAUGUCAUCUUAAUGUUCCUUGUCAAACUUUUGAUUAUGGAUUUAAUUGAUAUGCGCCGAUGGUGUAAAAAUUACACUGUCAAUCAAUACCAACC
This is a messenger RNA of Trifolium pratense (red clover), 1365 nucleotides long. RefSeq lists its product as uncharacterized. NCBI's taxonomy places the organism in Eukaryota, Viridiplantae, Streptophyta, Magnoliopsida, Fabales, Fabaceae. The coding region runs from base 434 to 1129 and encodes 231 amino acids. The transcript has 2 exons. The record is from RefSeq and is a predicted model, not a curated record.